Molecule: messenger RNA, 2334 nt
Organism: Papaver somniferum (opium poppy)
Lineage: Eukaryota; Viridiplantae; Streptophyta; Magnoliopsida; Ranunculales; Papaveraceae
Exons: 3
Coding region: 1-2334 (777 amino acids)
Molecular function (GO): RNA-DNA hybrid ribonuclease activity; nucleic acid binding
Source: RefSeq, a predicted model, not a curated record
AUGAAUUCAAACUUCUUAGUACUCAUUCAUAAAAUUCAAGGAGCAAAAAAGGCUGCACACUUUAGACCAAUUGGUCUUAGUGACUUCUGUUUUAAAGUGUUUACCAAAAUUAUAACUUCAAGAUUUAGUGCUCUGCUUCCCAAACGGGUUUCUCCUCAAAAAGUGGUUUUCAUUAAAGACAGAUGUAUUCAUGAAAAUAUUGUGCUUGCUUCUGAAUUAGUUAAUGAGAUGAAAAUUAAAAGGAGGGGGGAAGUUGGUUUGAAACUUGAUAUUACACAAGCAUAUGAUACACUGAGUUGGGAAUUUCUUUUAGAAGUACUAAGAAGAUUUGGUUUCUCUAGUUGGUUCUGUGAUUGGAUUUUAAAGUUGCUUGAUUCUGCAAGAAUAUCAAUUUUAUUAAAUGGUGGUCCUAUUGGAUUUUUUGAUACUGGAAGAGGUUUGAAGCAAGGAGAUCCUCUCUCUCCAGUUUUUUUUGUAAUUGCAGAGGAUGUUCUUAGUAGAAAGAUUUUUACAGUUGUGCAUAUGGGUCAUAUACAAGCUACGGUAAACAGAGGUGGAAUUCAACCUUCUCACCUGUUUUUCGCAGAUGAUAUAAUCAUUUUCUGUAAUGGAACAAGGAAGAAUCUGCUCAAUUUAAUGAAAUUACUUUUGGGUUAUCAACAAUCUUCUGGCCAAGUUAUUAGUAGAGACAAGAGUAAGUGUUUUGUGGAUGUUGUGGUGGAAACUAGAAAAAGAAGUAUAGCUGAUACACUUUAUAUGGAACUGGAAAAUUUUCCGGAUAAAUAUCUGGGAAUUAUGUUAAUGCCUGGUAUAGUUAAAAGAGUGCAUGUUAAACCAUUUAUUGAGUUACUGCAGAGCAGACAUGCUUCUUGGAUAGAAUCAAGGAAAUGUAUUACUUUGAAAUGGGAGGAAGUUUGUAUUCCAGAAGAAGAAGGAGGUUUGGGAAUUCGCAUUCUGGAAGUAAUCAACAAAGCAAUGCUAAUGAAGCUUCUUUGGAAGAUCUUGAAUGAGAAUGGAGAAUGGGCUAAAUUUUUUAGAGCUAAAUUUAUGACUGCUCAGGGUAUAUGGAUAAAUCAUUAUAAACAAUCCUCUAUUAUGCCUGGAAUUAAAUGUAUAAAACAAGAAACUGAAGAAGACAGUAGAUGGAUUGUUGGUGAUGGGAAUCAGAUAUCUAUUUGGUUUGAUCAAUGGAUUGGUGAAGAUGAACUUCAGCCAUUUAUUUCUUUAGAAAUGUUACCAGUUAUUUCCCAGGGUGAAGACAAAAGAAUUUGGUGUGGAAAUCAGACAGGAAAAUUUAAAGUAGCUGAUGCAUAUAAUAAAGUUAGAUUUAAAAAACACGCUCAUCCUUGUUUUACGAAAAUUUGGGCUCCAUGGAUUCUACCAGAUAUUGCAAGUAAUGUGUGGAAGUUAAGGAGAGGCAUAUGUGCUACAGAUGAAAAUAUGAAUAAGAAGGGUUUCGGUUUGGCUUCUAGAUGUUUCUUAUGUAAGCAAGCACGGGACAGUGUUGGACAUAUCCUUUGGUAUUGUAAUUUUGGGCAGACAUUGUGGAAAUGGUUGGGAGGAAUCUCCUCUUUCCUGAAUCUUGUAUCAUUUGAUAACAUAUUUUCCUUUGGUGCAAGAAGAAUUCCAAUUGUACAACAAUUAUGGAGAAUGUCAAUAUUUACAUUGAUGGUGGAAAUCAGGUUUGCUAGAAAUAGAGCUGCUUAUGAUGGGAUAAAUCCUUCAGUAGAGCAAGUGAAGAGAAAAGUCUUGCAUCUCACUUAUGAAUACAGUAUCAGGAUGAAUGGUAACAUGUGGAAUCAUAUGUAUAACUUGAUGAUUCUAAAAAUCUUUGGCCUCAGUUGCAGACCUGUGAAACAAAUGAAGGUGGUGGAAUGCUUUUUUCAUUUACCAAUUCCGGGAUGUCUUCUUAUAUGCUGUGAUGGAGCUUCUCGUGGUAAUCCAAGUAUUUCUGGUUAUGGAUUUAUAUGUAGAACUGAAUCAGGGGAAGUUUUAUGUGCUGAAGCUGGUGGUCUAGGAAUUGCUACAAAUUUCAUUGAUGAAGUUCUUGCAAUUAUCAAAUCUAUUGAAUGGGCAGUAAAGAAUGGUUGGUUCCAUAUAUUGAUACAGUCUAAUUCUCAAUCUACAAUUAGAGCUUUUCAAUUAGGAAAUCUCCCUUGGAUUGUUCUAGCUCGUUGGUACAGGUUAAAAACUUUGAUCAUCUCACUCCAGUUCAGAAAUGGAUUUAGAGAAAUUAAUUUUUCGGCGGACUCUCUGGCUAAAAAAGGUUGUAUGAUGUGUCUUGGUCAAAGUAUCAGAUAUCUUAUGUGUCCACCUUUCCUCUCCAGACUGUAA